Chaetomium fimeti is the source of this 950-nucleotide messenger RNA. RefSeq lists its product as uncharacterized. The record is from RefSeq and is a predicted model, not a curated record. Lineage: Eukaryota; Fungi; Ascomycota; Sordariomycetes; Sordariales; Chaetomiaceae. The transcript is spliced from 3 exons. Bases 126 to 836 code for a protein of 236 amino acids.
GUGAAAGACAGUGGUGUCGCUAUUCAAGAGGAGGAACCAUCGGGGAGUGAUCGGAGGGUGUUGGGUUAUUACGACUUGUCCGCGCUGCCCACCGCGGUUUCUCAGCUACACACAAACCUCUCGCCAUGCUCUCAUCAACACUCGUCGCCGUCGCCGGCGCGGCGCUCGCAUCCGCACACACAAUUAUCACAUAUCCGGGAUGGAGAGGCAACAACCUGAUCACUAAUGAGACGUUCCCCUACGGCAUGCAAUGGAUGUACCCAUGCGGCGGCAUGCACACAACAACAAACCGAACCUUCUGGCCGACCACCGGCGGCGGCAUCGCCUUCCAGCCGGGCUGGUUCUCGGGCCACGCGACGGCCUUCGUCUACGUCAACCUGGGCUUCGGCAACGAGGGCCCCGAGCUGGAUCCGGACCUCCGCGGCCCGCCCAACAUGAGCUACCCGAUGAUCACGCCCUUCCAGAUCCUCGGCCCGACCAAGGGCCCCUACCCGGGCACCGUCUGCUUGCCGCAGCUCCCGAUGCCCCAGGGCGUGACCGCCAAGGCCGGCGAGAACGCCACCAUCCAGCUGGUCGAGCUGGCCCUGCACGGCGCCGCCCUCUACUCGUGCGUCGACAUCACCUUCGCCGAGCCCGGCGACCCGCGCAUCCCGCUCAUGAACGAGACCAACUGCUUCAACAGCACCGACAUCGGCGCCGCCGACGUCUACACCCUCACCAUGCGCGAGUCGGGCGAGGGCCGCGACAAGCCGAAUGCGGCGGCGCGCGGCCUGCACCAGCUCGCCUACUGGGCCUACGUGCCCCUCGCGCUGGGCGGGGUGUGGGCGCUGCUGUGAACGAACGGGAUGGGAUGGGUUGCUGAUGAGAGAGGAUUGGGGGUUGGGGUUGGGUUUCUUUCUCUUCUAGGUGCUACGGUGAUGUUCUUUUCUGUGGCCCUGCCGGGCUGCGGG